AUGCAAUCGGCCCCAUCCCCGCAAGAAAAACCCCAGUUAACCUCCAAUAAGAUUGGUACCUAUAACGCGGCGGUUCUGGCACAACGCCAUGGUGUCCCUUUUGUGGUUUGCUGCCCUGUCUCGACAUUAGACCUGGAGGUUGCAGACGGAUCGGCUAUCCCAAUUGAGCAUAGACCCGCAAUCGAAGCGUGCCUCGUGCGAGGAAGAGUGGUUGGAGCGACUGAAGGUGCGAUCGCUAGCGCAGAGCCGGCUCAAGCCAUCGUCCAGAUUACCCCAGACCUUGACCUUGAAGGUGGGGGUGUCUAUAACCCUUCAUUCGAUGUCACCCCCGCAGAACUCAUCUCUGCAGUGGUGACAGAAAAAGGGGUGGCGCAGCGGCCGGCGAGCGCAGCGACCAUCAACAUCACGGAAAAAUACUCAAUGUCAUUCAGCGAAGUUACUUUAACCUUCUCCGACCUCAUGCGCGUGAGCUCUCUCAGGACGUCCACCAAUAAAUCUGUUAGCUCUAAAGUUAAGGGACCAAAAU
Molecule: messenger RNA, 526 nt
Organism: Acaulospora colombiana
Lineage: Eukaryota; Fungi; Glomeromycota; Glomeromycetes; Diversisporales; Acaulosporaceae
Source: the annotation of a GenBank genome assembly